CCGUCCCCAUCGGCCGCGCCCCAGCUGCUGGCCUGCUGCUGCAGAGCUGCCCGCCCGCCCCGAAGCUUGAGCACAAGACCCCAUUCCCUUCCUUCGAGGAUCGGAUCGGAUCGGAUCGGAUUUCUCAGAUCAGAUCCACCGCUGCCGUCUCCGGCCGAUUCUACUCCAUCCAGUCCGGUCCAGCUAAUAUCAGGAUAUGGCGGCAAAUGUCGGGGAAUCGACAAGCGGCAGCAGCAGCGGCGCUGAUGCUGGGGGUAGCUUUGAGUGCAACAUAUGCUUUGAGCUGCCACAGGAGCCGAUUGUAACGCUCUGUGGCCACCUUUUCUGCUGGCCAUGCCUUUACAAAUGGCUGCGCAUCCACUCGCACUCGCCAGAGUGCCCAGUGUGCAAGGCUGUUGUCGAGGAGGAUAAGCUCGUCCCCCUGUAUGGCCGUGGCAAGGACCGCGUCGACCCAAGGUCAAAGAACGUCCCAGGGGCUGACAUUCCCAACCGGCCAGCUGGGCAGAGGCCUGCAACUGCUCCACAGGCCGAUCCUAACAACCACUUCCCCAAUGCCGAUCCUAACAACCACUUCCCGCUGGCCAAUGCACGGUGGGGGAACUAUACGUUCUCGGCUGCGUUCGGGGGUUUGUUCCCGCUGCUCAGCUUCCAGGUGCAUGGGUUCCCUGAUGCAACAGCUUAUGGUCAGCCGGCUGGGUUCCCUUACGGGUAUGGGCACGGCCAUGGGCAUGCAUUUCACGGUGGGCAUGCAGGGCAUGCUCACGCCGCAGCUCCCCGGCAUGGACCGCAUGGGCAGCAGCAGCAGCAGGCGGAUGUGUACCUGAAGGCGCUGCUCAUCCUGGUUGGAUUUCUUGUGAUCGCAAGCCUCAUCACUUUCUAGGCCUGCUUGUUGGUGUCAUACUGUUUGUCAGAUUUGCUGGUAAUAAGUGAGAGAAAGACAUACAAGACAAUUGCCGUGGUGAUACGAUUCCGAUGUUGCUGUGUGCGUUUACCUAGCUCUCCAUGCAGGACCAAAUACGAAUGGAGUGGUGCGUCUGCAUGGAAGUGUUGACAGAGAAAUUGGUGUACAUACUGUUUGGAUGUGGUAUACUGCGGUUUUGAUUAUACAAGAAUAAUUUGGACAUGUGUUUGCUUGAAUGAAACGUAGCAAGGGCAUUUUGCCCUACAUGUAAAUUGUACUUUUUGAUGAAUCUGUAAUGAACUAGCAAGGCAUGCAGUUGUUAAGAUGGGAUGAGUCCAACAGCUGAUGUUUAAAUUUAUAUGGGACUGAUGUUUAUAGUUGAACUAGAUU
Messenger RNA from Panicum virgatum (switchgrass), 1291 nucleotides. Its product is annotated as E3 ubiquitin-protein ligase RNF185-like. The record is from RefSeq and is a predicted model, not a curated record. Gene Ontology annotation, molecular function: ubiquitin protein ligase activity; metal ion binding; ubiquitin-like protein conjugating enzyme binding. The coding region runs from base 197 to 880 and encodes 227 amino acids. NCBI's taxonomy places the organism in Eukaryota, Viridiplantae, Streptophyta, Magnoliopsida, Poales, Poaceae. Gene Ontology annotation, cellular component: endoplasmic reticulum. The transcript is spliced from 2 exons. Gene Ontology annotation, biological process: ubiquitin-dependent protein catabolic process.